UCGGCAACAUUCAAUUUACUCGAUGCUACUGCUGCAUCUACAUCCAGCAGCAUGAUGGAUGAAUCCAAAGACUUCAGUGAGAGCAGACAACUUCCCAGCGAUGUGAUGGUGCGUCGAAUCCCCAAAGUGAUAACACAGCCGCCAUUCAACAUGACCGGAAGAGAAAGAGCGUCGUUCAUUGCUGAGUCUCUGGUGCAUAACCAUAGAAUUUGCAACACGGUUGUCUCGAAAGCUGUGGCAAGUUUGAGUCCGACGAAACCUGCUGAUUUCAAAACUCCCUCAAAAGAUUCUCCAAAGAAAUCAGAAGCUGUGAAAAAUGUUCCGAACUUGUUCAAGCUGCCUAGCGAACAAACUAACAAACCAAAGGGAGAGAGUGUGAAGGCACUUGACUUCAGCCCUAACUCUUCUCCAAGCUUUGGAAAUCAAUCUCAGAUGUCCUUCUUCAAAACACCCACCAAACAACCUGAAUCAACAAUUGCAAAACCUUUCUCAUCCAGUUUUGAGACUCCCGUUCCGAAAAAUCAGAGCAACAGAGAGAAUGUAGGGCCGUUUGGAGGGUUUUCUGCCCUUAGUAAUACAACAGCAACUGUGACUGAGCAAGCUCCCACUGAUUCUCCAUUUGCUGCAAAGCUCGCAGAAAAACAGCCUGUGAAUUCACCAUUCUCCGGAAAGCCUCUUGAAAAUCAGUCUAUUUUCUCGUCUGGAUCUGGAGUUGCACAAGAAGGCAAGUCACCUCUUGCAUCGAUAUCCAACUUAUUGGAAGGGUUAGCACCGAAAGCUGAUAGCAAAUCUAGUCAGCCAGCGACUUCGUUCGUGUUGAGUACUAAGACCGAUAAAACACCUCCAACGAGUACUACAAGCUUCUUUGCUGGUUUGAAGAACACUGAUACAACAGCACCACAACAAAUCUUUUUAGUUUUUCAACUCCCACAAAAUCUGAAGGCAAAGAUAGCGCUGCCACUAGCGCAAGUCAGCCGUUUUUCAAAGGUGUGAAUCUGUUUGGUGGUGUAGGUGCAUCCUCAGAAGGAAAAGAAACGGGUACCGCGUCGUCCCCUUUUGCAAGCAAUGCAUCUCUGUUCGCUGGUAAGCCACUGGUUUUUGGUGCAGGAUCCGCUACUCAAACGACUGGGGCAAGCAGUGGAGAUAAACCGAUUUUUGGUGGUGUUUCUUCCUCUACCACAGUAUCGACCACUACUACCACCACAGCUACACCUACUUCUGUUAGCACUGUACAAGAAACUGCCAAAGUAGAUACUACAACAACUAGCCUAACUUUUGGGAAAGCUAGUGAGAAAAUUGCUGACUCCACGGAGGCAGAACCUGUGAAAACUGGCUUGCAAACAAAUUUGAUGUUUGGAGGUGGUUCCGUACAGAAACCAACAACGGCAGCAGCUGAUUCCAAAAGUAACUUGUUUGCGUUUCAACCGUCAGCUGGGUUCUCUUUUGCUCAACCACCCAAGGAAACAGCAGAUAAAGUUGAAGGUGCAAAGGUGGCUGAGAGUUCUGCAACACCACCAGUGGCAGUUAGUGGUAGUGAUAGUACUGCCAAGACUGCAUCAGAUAAGGGUACCGGUAGUAUUUUUGGUGGUGGUUUGGUUUCUGGAGAAAAAGCAAGUAUUUUCGGUGGAAGUGCAGAAAAAAGUAGCGUGUUUGGUGGUGGCACUGCCGAUAAAGGUGGUAUUUUUGGUGGUACUGCAGAAAAAGGCAAUGGUUUUGGUGGGAAUACAGUUGCUGCUGCUGAUAAGGGCAGUAGUAUAUUUGGUGGAAGUUCUGAUAAAGGAGGACUUUUCGGUGCUGCCAGUACAGUGUCAUCGUCUCCUGUGAGCUUCUCAUUCACACAGAGUUUGGCCAACGCGGCAGUUUCUACUUCUACAGCGACUCCAACCCAAGGGACAUCCCCAGCAACAACCUCAGCAACCCCACAGCCUGGGUCCGCUACAGGGUUCCCUGUUGUAAGUGCUGCAACUUCAUCCACAACAACUCCACAACCAACAACCUUCUCGAAUUUCCUCGUGACGAGUACAGUUUCGGAGAGUACAACAGUUAGCGCACCUGAAACCACACCAUCGUCAACGGGUAUCAGCUUUUCAAACUUUAAUUUCGGAUCAAGCGCUCAACAACCAGCCGAUGCAAACACUAAAAUGGGCGGCCUCAGUUUUGGACAGUCGGCCAGUGGUAUUUCGGGAUCGAUCUUUGGUGGUGCUACAACUAUCACCCCUGUACAAUCAACGAAUGUGUUUGGGGGAGGUGCUGCCGCAACAACUGCAGAAUCGACAAAAACGCAGGCGCCGUUCAGUUUUUCGAUCUCGGACUCGCAGAACAGCAAUACAGCUACGCCCAAGUCGUCGUUCUUCGGCUCGAAGCCGCUGUUUGGGACGCCGACGGCCACCAGUCAGCAGCAGCCGACGGGAGGCUUCUUUGGAGCCGCAACCACCACUGCGACGGCCGCCACUAAGCCGGAGGGCACCGGUCUGUUCGGGCAGGCCACUCUGUCGUCGCCGUUCGGCCAGAGUCAGCCGCAGUCGUCGUUCGGAGGCCCGCCCACUUUUGGACAGCCGGCCGGGGGUUCAUUGUUCGGACAAAGUCCCAGUUCAGGGUUUGGUUCUCAAGGCUCGUCCGUGUUUGGUGGGGGUGGAUCCAUGUUUGGAGGGGGCACGACUGCUGACACCACUGCUAAUCAGCCUUCCGGCGGAUUGUUCUCAAGCCCUGCUACUGGAGGACUUUUUGGCAACAGUAAUUCUCUUGCUAGUCCAGUUGGCUCUUUCAGUCAACCAACUUCUCCUUCCAUCAGUCAGACUGGCUUCGGAACAGCAUUUCAAAAUAAGCCAGCUACAUUUGGAGGUCAACCAGCUUUCGGUGCGCCUUCCUCAUUUGGUGGAGCUCCCACGUUCGGAGGCUCGGCCACUUUUGGAAGUCCCAACAAAGUGUUCGGCUCUCCUCAGUCAGCUGGAGGUAAGUGAUGCUCUUUGGUCUCA
Molecule: messenger RNA, 2975 nt
Organism: Nilaparvata lugens (brown planthopper)
Lineage: Eukaryota; Metazoa; Arthropoda; Insecta; Hemiptera; Delphacidae
Product: nuclear pore complex protein DDB_G0274915-like
Source: RefSeq, a predicted model, not a curated record